AUGGAUUAUAGAUAUGGAUCGUCGUGGCCUGCCUCCCCGGAUAUCAACUGUACGCUACCUAGCCCAGCUACUUCUCUCUGCGCGAAAUCCAUCUGCUUCAGCUAUCGGAGUGCUAAUGCUGACGGGGGCAGUGAUGGAACUGGUAUCCUUUAUGCGGGUCAAGAGGUACUGGGCGAUUCGCCUACCAUUACUGCCAUUGCCCCCGUUAGUAUUAUCUUCCCCAAGUCUGUCUUAGAUGUCCCGACUACUAUUGAUUUUGGAGGGGGUUAUCCAACCUCCCUGGAGGUAGCGUGGAGCACCACUAAAACUAUCUCUGUUGGUAGUAUUACAACCGUUACCUCUACUAUUACGCGAUAUAUUAUGCCGACUACCAUCCCCCUACCACCUAUUACCACCAACACAAUUAAUUACUACAACUGGAACAUUAGUGACAUUGUCACUUCCAGCAUGGGAACUCUUAUUCCUAGUAUUGAGAUUCCACCAGUUGUGGUUACAGAUAACCCUAACCCGCUAAAUAAGACAGGCGUUACUCACUUACCCUAUGUGACUCGCACCAUUAGUAUUCCCCCGUGGCCUUGGACUACUGAUGACACCAGCAAGUAUCCUACUGUUACUUUUACAGAAGGUAAUCCCCCUGGCCCGACAUGCAAAGCCAAUUGUGGUCAUAAAUGUUACAGCUUUUGCGACGGACCUUGUCUAUCUGACUGCGGCAUGGAGAGCUCUUCUAGCUUUAUUAAUCCGCUAGAUACUGAUGCUCCUUCAGUCAGCAAGUGUUCUGGGCCUGGAUGUGUAAAUGGAAAGUGCACUAACCAUGGUCUGUGUAUUGAGAGAGGCUGUACUGGCAGUGACUGCAAGAGCCGGAUAUGUGUGGGUGAUGACUGCAUUCCCACGGCAUGCACGGGUUCUGACUGCCACAAUGGGCACUGCACUGGCAGUAGUUGCCAGGACCACGGUUGUAUUGGCCGUGAUUGCGAUGGUGGCGGCGGUGGGGGAAGCUCAGGCCGGUGCUUCGGUCCUUUAUGUCUUUCCUGGGGUUGUUUGGGCGCUCAUUGCUCCAGCACUGACUUCGUUUGUACCGGCCCUCUAUGUCGCAUUGUGACAUGCUCCGGUACCGGUUGCUCCAACGGUGUCUGUACUGGAAAAGUCUGCAAGCCUGAAGACUCGGACUGCAAGAGUGAGGAAGCAGAUGCCUGUAUUGAGUAUAUAUCCAGUGCUCUGGUCACUCCGGUCUCAACCUAUUCAACCACCACUGUGACUAAGCGCUGCGAAACUAUUACUGCUUGCUCUGCUAAGCCAACAACCGUAACCAGCACUGUCGACAAGAACGGGCUAAUCGAAGGCACUAUUUCCCUAAUUGACUACGAAGUGGAUGAUGAUCCAUCGUUCACGAGCUCUCUUUUUGAUCAGAUGAGCAGUUUUUAUUCAUCAGCGUUUGAUCCCACUACCACCAGCACGACCACUACCAAAGCCAGCACUUCGACGACGAAAACAACCUCUACUGUCCCAACGGCCACUGAAACGGGUUACAAUUGCAAAGGAUCCAUCCGCUGCGGCACUUUUAAAAAUCUACACAAAUUCUGUGAUAUGGCAAAAAGCUUCCUGAAAGAUGAUAUUGUAUACGGAACCACGGACAAAGAUAAAAACUCUGGAACCUGCUACACAGACGGGAAAAAUGCUGGCUUUGGCUGUGGUGUUUUUGUUGAAGGGGACAACUGUCAAAUAAAGGGAAUGCAAAUGGCCGCUGCCUAUGAUCAUAUCUUCCAGAAGGCGGGGGGAAACUGCGUGGAUGCCAAACUACGAAUGGAAUAUUGGAAGCAUUCAUUGGGAGCGGUUCAGAUUUCACCACGGCUUCCUCAGUUGAUGUAG
This is a messenger RNA of Aspergillus tanneri, 1866 nucleotides long. RefSeq lists its product as uncharacterized. NCBI's taxonomy places the organism in Eukaryota, Fungi, Ascomycota, Eurotiomycetes, Eurotiales, Aspergillaceae. The coding region runs from base 1 to 1866 and encodes 621 amino acids. The transcript is spliced from 4 exons. The record is from RefSeq and is a predicted model, not a curated record.